Klebsormidium nitens is the source of this 1632-nucleotide messenger RNA. The record is from the annotation of a GenBank genome assembly. NCBI's taxonomy places the organism in Eukaryota, Viridiplantae, Streptophyta, Klebsormidiophyceae, Klebsormidiales, Klebsormidiaceae.
UGCAGAGCUUCGGGAGCACACUCGAGCAGGCCAUGGUUCAGGCGCUUACCUCGAGAGCCCAUGGUGCUUGCUGGUUUCUGCGGCUGUUAUUUCCGGCAUUUGCCCUUAUAGAGCUGCAUCAGCACCUCAUGUUGAGGGCGGCCCAAAAGACGGGUUCCUCAGGGGUUUCACAUAGACCUUGCGGGUCAAGCUGAACGGUCUGCAUUUGAGUGCAGCAUUGGAGCAGCACGAAAGGGGCACCACAGGACUCGGACAGUGCCCUUACUUGAGCGAAGCGUUUGGAACCGUGGUUGAGAGCUUGUGCAAUGCUGACGCUGUUCAAACCCUAAUCUGAGGUCUUGUCUGGGUGCCCCUCCUCUCUAAGAAAGAAGGCUCCGAGUCCUUCUGAUGGCAUGUGAGGACGAUGUGACCACGUCUGCCAUGCCACAAACGGUGCAUCUGAACGUUGGAGGCAAGCGGUUCUCCACAACAAUCUCGACGCUCACUCAACGGGACAGCGAUUCCAUGCUGGGAGCGAUGUUCAGUGGCCGGCACAAACUAAAGCUGGAGGAGAAGGGCACAGUCUUCAUUGACAGGGACGGCACACACUUUCGGCACAUCCUGAACUGGCUCAGAGAUGGGGCGGUCCCAAUGUUAGACCAUGCGGAAAGUUACGAGCUCCUGCGAGAGGCAGAGUACUUCCAGUUGAGAGGUCUCAUUGACGCUCUCGCAUUGGCGCAUGCUCAUAUGACAAGCAAGGCCGACGAGGACGAGCCUGAACUAACACGGAAGGAGGUCAUCAUGUGUUUGCAACAGUCCCGGGUCCGGUUGAGGGGCGUCAAUCUCAGCGGCCAGGACCUGUCUAAACUGGAUCUCGCUGGAGUGGACUUCAGCUACGCUAACAUUACCCGCACAUUCUUUUCGCGAGCCAACCUUCAUCUAGCUAUAUUUAGGGAAUCACACGCGGAGAACUCCAAUUUCACCAACGCCUGCCUGAAGGAGUGCGACUUCGCAGGCGCGAACCUCAAGGGCGCUCUGCUGGUGGAAGCGACGCUGCAGAGUGCCAACCUGCAAGAUGCCACGCUGGUGGGGGCGAGCCUGUUCGGAGCGGACCUGCGGAGCGCCCACAUGCAAAACGCUGAUCUAACCAACGCUAACCUGGAAAAGGCAAACCUGGAGAAUGCGAACCUGAAGGGGGCCAUUCUUGCAAACGCGAAUCUGACGGGCGCGAACCUGACCAGGGCGUAUCUGCGGGACGUGGAUCUGCGAGAGACACGUCUAGGCGGCGCGACCUUAAAUGGAGCCAACCUGCAAGGCGCAAACCGAUAGCCUUUCCCACAAUCGAACAUUUGUAGCAUUCGUUGAUCAAUUAAUCGGUUCUGCUAGCCAGCACUACCCAAUCAUUGUACAGCUUCGCUUAGUGGAUCCUACUUGUAGAUACUAAGGAACGGUUUGACAGGUCGUCGUGGGUUCGAAUGCAUGCAGCAGGCGGGUCCAAAUCAUAGUUGGUGUGAAGACCAUGACUAAUCUAUCACAAGAACCUUGACGAUCAUUGUCGGUUUACGUAGUGCAAGGAGUCGAGACGUUGGGCACCGCAUCCGUCUGUGCAGACAGAUGCAAAAGUAACUUACACGUGAUAAUCCAAUCAACUCU